AUGCCCUACCCCUACCAGCCGCAGCCUCAACCUUCCUACCACCACUACCAGCGACCGCCCUACUACGCUUGUCCACAGGGCUACUCGGACUGGCAGAGGCCUCUCCACCCCCAGGCCAGCCCCAGCGGGCACCCCACCGCCCACCCGCCCCUGGCCAGACCCCCUUUCCCGGACCGGGGGUCCGCCAGCAGCUUGCAGGGCUGCGAGGCACUGAGCGCCACCCUGUCCUCUCCCAACCGCAUGGACAUAGCGAGUGCCAAAGAGGUUUCUCCGAGCGAAGGGCAGGAUCUGGGGCCUGAAGAUGAGAAGUCCGAGGAGUCCCAGGAAAGACCGGAGAGUCCCAAAGAGUUUCUUGAUUUGGACAACCACAACGCAGCCACGAAGAGGCAAAGCUCGGUGGCAGCAGGGGAGUUCCUCUAUGGAGCUCCCCCACCACACCUGGGUUCAGGGAUGGGAUUUGGCCCAUCAGCUUUCCCUCCCCACGGGGUGAUGCUACAGACUGGCUCUCCUUAUGCAUCCCGGCAUCCUGCCAGUCACUUCCAGCCCAGGACGUAUGGAUCGCCUAUGAAUGCUCACCUGUCUCAUCACCCAGCCUCUGGCCAGGCCAACGGCCUCUCUCAGGAGGGACCCCUGUACCGCUGCCGAGAGGAUAACGUAGGUCACUUUCAGGCCUUGCUGAUGGAGCAGAGAGGCAGUGGAGGUGGCAUGGGGGUGCCACCCCAGGACUUGUAUAGACCCUCGGGAAUGCAAAUGCAUCAGGCUCAAGUUCCCUUCCCGAAGAUGCCUACAGCAACCAUGUCCCGGGAAGAUCUGUCAUCACAAAAACCAUCAGCGUUGCCUCUGGACCAAAGCUAGUCCGAGGAAGGAAGGACCUCACGAAGACGAAAGCCACACGUGAUUUGGACAAGGGGGAGGAGGGGCAGGCCUUCCUCCCACCCUCCCCUCGCCCGAGCAGCAUGUAGCUUCCUGGGUCCGUUGUGCUGGAAACCUGGAGUGGUGCUGGGCCCCAGCCAGCCAAGCAGCUGGCUCACCACCACAGGGCAAGCAUCACAAACUAGUGGCUUUCCGUGACCGGAGACUGCGUCUCGUUCAGGGUUUGAGGGAUUUUUUUGGGUGGGGAGGGCGGGGGUGGGGGCAGAAACUUUCAUUGACUGCUAAACUCAGGUAUAUUUUUCAGGGUGGAAGAGGACGAUGAUGGAAUUUACUUGUAGUAUUAACGUGUGUGUUUUGGAGCUGGAUCCAGUUUACAGAAUUUAACCUGUUGC
This is a messenger RNA of Leptosomus discolor (cuckoo roller), 1265 nucleotides long. NCBI's taxonomy places the organism in Eukaryota, Metazoa, Chordata, Aves, Leptosomiformes, Leptosomidae. The record is from RefSeq and is a predicted model, not a curated record.